Cetraspora pellucida is the source of this 1008-nucleotide messenger RNA. The record is from the annotation of a GenBank genome assembly. Lineage: Eukaryota; Fungi; Glomeromycota; Glomeromycetes; Diversisporales; Gigasporaceae.
AUGUCUUAUUCGGACGAUCGUAAAGAAGAUAGUAAAAGAUGGAGCGGCAAUGGUAGUAGUGGCAGUAGUGCUGAUAAAUUUUCCGCAAGACUUUAUGUAGGACGGCUUUCCAGAUCCGUUACGGAACGUGACAUCGACGAGGCUUUUGGAAAGUAUGGAAGAAUUCGUGAAGUUGAUGUAAGCCUAAUCAAUUAUGCAGUACAUAUUACAACCCUUGUUCUAGAAUAUAUGAUUAUGUUAAUUAAUAUGACGUUCAUUUUUAUCAAUUUCUAUUACUUUUCAGAUGAAGAAAAAACUCCUCAGAUUGGCUUUUGCUUUGUACAAUUCGACGAUCCGAGAGACGCAGAUGAUGCGAUGAGGCGUAACACAGGGCUGCGACGUGUUGUUUUCUGUUUUGGUGCAGUUCGAGAAAAAAAGACGGCAAGAGGAGUCGAUGGUGUCAACGGUGUAUCGCCGACGCAGCAGACUCAAGUUUUAACACAGUAUCAAUUCAGGGCGUUGGACGGUGGUCGCAUUCAAGGAAAUGAUGAUAGAAUAUUAGUGGAAUUUGCAAGAGGUAGUACUUGGCGUGGAGCUCGUGAAAGUCGUCAUGGAAGUGGUCGUAGUUAUGAUGGACGACCACCAGAAAGAUGUUUUAAUUGCGGACAAAUUGCUGCAAUACAUCGUUAUUAUGGAUUUCGAAUUUCAUUUAAAUUUUCAAAAUUUGAUAUUAGCCCAGAGCCGCCAGGAAGUGGCGAACGCUCUCGCAGGUAUGGUUCAGAUGAAUUUCUUAGUGUUCAUAAGACAUUGAUUAAUUGCUUUGAAAUUUGUAUUUUAUAUCAUUUCCCGUUAGAUAUGAAGAAAAUAGAUGUUUGUGAGUUUACCUGCGGACAACCAGGACAUCGUGCCAGAAAUUGUGCUAGAUACGGGUCUAGCGGCUACCGCGGAAGGUCCUACUCACCAUAUCGUCGUUCUCGUUCCCGUUCUUCCCGUCGUUCUCGUUCUCCCCGUCGUUCUCGAUCGAGAUAA